Messenger RNA from Bolinopsis microptera, 4239 nucleotides. Its product is annotated as mini-chromosome maintenance complex-binding protein-like. The coding region runs from base 25 to 1869 and encodes 614 amino acids. NCBI's taxonomy places the organism in Eukaryota, Metazoa, Ctenophora, Tentaculata, Lobata, Bolinopsidae. Gene Ontology annotation, molecular function: chromatin binding. The transcript has 12 exons. Gene Ontology annotation, biological process: DNA-templated DNA replication. The record is from RefSeq and is a predicted model, not a curated record.
CAAAUCUAUUACAUUUAUUGAGGAAUGUUGACUGGAGAUUUUAACGAGACAUGGCUGACUUCACCCCGAACUCUGGUGAACAGCACCUACCAGUCGCUCUGUAACAAACCUGACAGUAACUGGGAGAAAGAGUUAGACAGCAAGUUCUCAACUCUGAUAUCUACCAGCCGAGAUAAUAUCCCCUGGUUAUCCAGUGAUUCUCUCUCUGGUAGUCUUGUUAAACACUAUGUCAUGGUACAGGAUAUCAUGGAUCAGGAGUUUUAUACCAAACAGUUCGUUGCAAGAAAUAAGGAUAACAAGGAGUUCAGGGGAACUGGAAAAUACUCUGAUAUUCUCGACAUACAACAGGGAUAUAAUGUUGACUGGGAAGAUGACAAAUCACUAAAAAGGGACACCAGACUGGUAUACUACUGUGUACCAGUGCCUGGCAGGAACUCUUGGACGCGUCCGUGUUCACGCCAUGACGUCACAGCGCCAUCACUUGACGUCUCAGCUCGAUCACGUGACGUCCCAGCAUUGUCACGUGACCUCACGACGCAGAACAAUGUGGUACAGAUGAGUACGGGUAAAAAGCGUGGAGCUGAGGAGGCUGAUGGGAUGGAUACAACUGAGGAUGAGGAAGCUAAGAAGGUUAAGAGCGAUGGAGAUGAUGGUAAAGCAGUUGAAGAAAAAGAUUCCUCGCCUUUUCAAGGCUUGAACAUGGUUCUACCAACAGACUCUGGCGUAUGCUGCAUUCCUCUGAUAUACACGCAGGAUACCUCGCCUUUCAAGAUUAACGACAUUCUUGAGAUAACUGGAAUCCUGGAGCGAAUAGAAAUAGACACAACAUCAUGUGAUAUGGACGAGGAGGAGCGUGCUCGGUUUCCCCCCAGCUCCAUAGUGCCUCGUGUACACUGUGUGGAUGUGAGGCUCCGACAACACAUCAACCCUCUACUGUCACGUGACCCUCUGGAGUUUGGGGAGCAGGAGGUGGUGGGAGUGUUGGGUAAUGUUCUCUCAGUCAGAUCAGAACUAGUAACGAUGCUAAAGAAGUGCGUGUCAGGAGAUCCCCUAGCAGCGGAGUACCUCCUUCUACAUCUUCUAUCUCACGUGUACGGCAGAAGGGAUGAAGUUGUUACUCUCGGAAAGUUUGCUGUUAAUUUGACAAAAUGCCCGCCGAAAGAGACGAAGUUUGUGGAAUGUUUGUCCACGCUGUUCAGCAACAUAUCUGAAAAGAGUUUCGUCCUACCUCUCACGAUAACGAACUUUAACAUUUCUACCAUGUUACCAAAGAAGGAUUACAAUGCUAACAGGUUGAGAUCAGGUCUACUGCAGCUGCCCAAAGGAAUGCAGAUAAUUUUAGACGAGACAGUUCUGGAACCCGGCCAACUUAAACCAAAUGGAAUUGAGAACCUCAAAUGUUUGGGAAAUCUUAUAACUUGGCAGAAACUAGCCUACGACUUUGGGUUCAGUUACAAUAUCGAGUUCGAGUGUGAUGCUAAAGUUCUCAUUCUAGGCGAGGGUAAGUCGCUGUUGCCAAGUGAUGUGGUAGUUCCUCUGAAGUCAAUGCAGGAUAACACCAACUAUGAGGAGAUAAUAUCUGAGAUACAUUCUGAUCAGGAAAUGAUGGACCGGUUUAGGAAGUACCUGACUGUUCUACGUCACAUUGAGUAUGACCAAGUAAGUGAGGAACUACAGCAAAGGAUAGAGCAGGACUUUGUUGCAGAGAGGAAAUCUAACCCGAAGGAAGUUACUGGAGAUACUUUACACCGGUCACUGGUAAUAGCACGACUGUACGGUUUGAGUAGAGGUCACUUGAAGUUAGAAGAGGAGGACUGGAACAGUGCCAAGUCUUUAGAGAGAGAUAGACUCAGUAGAAUCGCUGCUUAGAUUCUUCUUUUUUUAUUCGGAGAUAACCCGGAACAGAGGGGUUUUUAUCUUUUGUUCAGGAUUUUUACCUUUUUAUCAUUUUUAACUUUGGAUAAGCUGUUGCUUUUCUGUUAUUCAUUUUAACUUAUAUGCAUUUUAUUUAAAUUAUUUAGAAUCGGAAAUGAAAUAUAUUUAUGAAUUCAAUGCUUCUCACAAUAAUUUGUAUACUUAUUGAGUUUCCAGUGUUCGGUGGGGGGUGGGGGGUAUCCAAUGGUAAAAAAUAACCGAUUUACCAUAAAAAUCAUUCACCAUUUCACACCAUUUUAGUUUUUUUCUUCAAAAUAUCAAAUUGAAAUAUUAAAUGUGUUUUCUGGUACUAUACGACAAUACCAAGAGCUCAGUUCUGAUGAACCUUACUCGCCAUGUUGAACCCCAUAAGUAACCAGUUUUGAUGUACUUUUCUCACCGUGAUCACAACAUUUGUGAUUUUCAUUGGAUAAGGCACGUUAUCAAUGCCAAAUUCAAUCACGAUCGAAUUUAAAAUAAUUGUAAUUUAUAUAUCUCUUAUAUUUCAAUACCUCAGAAUGUCUAAAGACUGUAUAAAACAAGAGAUCAAAUCAGAGCAAGUGGAGAACCCAGAAAAGUCAAACGGUUUCCUCUGCCCAAUGUGUGGAGCACAUUACUUUUCAGAAGACUACUUUGUUGAGCACAUCAAAGAACAUAAAACAAUAUCAAAUUGUUCAAUAAGACAAGAACUUACAUCUGAAUCAGAUAAACCAUCUGUUUUUAUCUGUCCAGUUUGUGCUCAACAUGUUUACUCAGACACUCAGUUAAUAGAACAUGUAAAACAGCAUCAUAAUCAUAGCAGCCCAGAAGUACCUGACAACUUUGAUACUUCAGAUAACUUGACUGGAACAAAUCCUCAGAGGACAUUAGUUCUGUCUCCUAGUGGGAGUCCGCCUGUGAAACCAUUUAGGUGUUCAAAGUGUACAUUCAGUGCAGCAUAUUCGAGAACACUUAUAAAACAUCAAAAGAUUCACUCUGGAGAGAAACCUUUAAAAUGUUCAGAGUGUUCAUAUGCUACAAAACAAGCAGGUCAUCUUACUAGACAUAUGAGAACUCACUCAGGUGAGAAACCCUUCAAGUGUUCUGAGUGUUCAUUUGCUGCGAGACAAGCAGGUCAUCUUACUGAACAUAUGACAAUUCACUCAGGUGAUAAACCCUUCAAGUGUUCUGAGUGUUCAUAUGCUGCAAGACAAGCUAGUAUUCUUACUAGUCAUAUGAGAACUCACUCAGGUGAGAAACCCUUCAAAUGUUCUGAGUGUUCAUUUGCUGCAAAACAAGCAGUUUAUCUUACUGUACAUAUGAGAACUCACUCAGGUGAGAAACCCUUCAAGUGUUCUGAGUGUUCAUUUGCUGCAAGACAAGCAGGUCAUCUUACUGAACAUAUGAGAAUUCACUCAGGUGAUAAACCCUUCAAGUGUUCUGAGUGUUCAUAUGCUGCAAGACAAGCAAGUAAUCUUACUGUACAUAUGAGAACUCACUCAGGUGAGAAACCCUUCAAGUGUUCUGAGUGUUCAUAUGCUACAAAACGAGCAGGUGAUCUUACUGUACAUAUGAGAACUCACUCAGGUGAGAAACCCUUCAAGUGUUCUGAGUGUUCAUUCGCUGCAAGACGAGCAGGUGAUCUUACUGUACAUAUGAGAACUCACUCAGGUGAGAAACCCUUCAAGUGUUCUGAGUGUUCAUUUGCUGCAAGACAAGCAAGUAAUCUUACUGUACAUAUGAGAAUUCACUCAGGUGAGAAACCCUUCAAAUGUUCAGAGUGUUCAUAUGCUACAAGACGAACAGGUAAUCUUACUAGUCAUAUAAUGAGAAUUCAUACUACUUCGUCAGAAAUACAGAACUUAUCACCGGACACUGUGGGUUAAACAAACACCUUCGUACCAUCUGCAAAUCUAACACCAGUGCAUGUCCGAUAUGUGACCACGAAGAAAAGACCGUUUCGUAUUUUCUAAGACUGCGCCUUUGUACCCAUCUAUUGCUCAACUUAGAGGGCAAUAUUUUCAGGAUUAUUACCUCCCUGUCAACGAUAUCUUCGACAACCAUCAAAUAACUACUCUUGUCAACUUUGCAACCUACACCAAGCGUCAUUAGUAACAUGCUUCGAUUCCACUUUUAUUAUCUGGAGACUGGAAAAGUUUGAAUAAGGAUCAAUGGGUAAAUUAUGAAAUUGGAAUAUUCAAACCGGAAAUAAUGUGCAUUUUUUAAGAUAAUUCAUUAUGAUUCAAAUUAGUGAAAAACGAUGAAGAUAUAAUACAAAUAUAUAUGUUGCAUGCCAUUACCUUCUCAAGCACUAUCGCUAUCAUUAAUAAUUUUUCUUUUAUUGAA